Molecule: messenger RNA, 3642 nt
Organism: Carassius gibelio (silver crucian carp)
Lineage: Eukaryota; Metazoa; Chordata; Actinopteri; Cypriniformes; Cyprinidae
Product: rabenosyn-5
Exons: 12
Coding region: 248-2458 (736 amino acids)
Molecular function (GO): metal ion binding
Source: RefSeq, a predicted model, not a curated record
CCCAGUGUUCCUGUGAUCACGCCUAGCAGCAAACCGAGUCACACGAUCGUCUGAUUGAUCAGCGCUUUACUCUUCAUUUAAAGCGCGUUUAUUCUCCAUAUUUCUAAGCAAUCGCUUUUAAGAGGCUUUUAAGAGCUUGUCGCUGAGGAAAAGUGAUGGAGAGGAUCUGGCAUGGCUGGUGCUGUCACACAGGUGCCUCAUAAACCGAGAAGCAUUGGAUCCAGCCGCUCACAUCCAAACCCACCUUAUGGCCUCCAUCUACCUGCCCUCAUUAGAGGACUCGGCUGAGGUGAAGGAGGGCUUCCUGUGUCCUCUCUGUUUGAAGGACCUCCAGUCGUUCUACCAGCUACAAGGCCACUAUGAAGAGGAACACUCUGGUGACAACCGGCACGUUGGUGGUCAGCUGAAAAGCCUGGUGCAAAAGGCAAAGAAAGCCACAGACAAGCUGUUGAAGCGUGAUGGAGAUGAUCGGACGGACAGCAGCUAUGAAUCAUUUUAUUAUGGAGGAGUGGACCCCUACAUGUGGGAGCCGCAGGAGCUCGGAGCCACCCGCAGUCACUUGGAUUUUUUCAAGAAGCAGAGAGCUGCAAGAAUUGACCAUUACGUGAUUGAAGUCAACAAACGCAUUAUACGACUGGAAAAGCUAACAUCAUUUGACAGAACCAACAUGGAUGCAGCGCAAAUAAGAUCACUUGAGAAGUCCGUGGUAUCGUGGGUGAACGAUCAAGAUGUGCCAUUUUGCCCUGAUUGUGGGGGCAAAUUCAACAUCCGCAACCGGCGCCACCAUUGCAGACUCUGCGGGUCCAUUAUGUGCAGAAAAUGCACAGAGUUUAUUCCUCUGCCACUAGCAUAUAAAUUGACCAGUGGAACAAGGGAGGCCCUGUGGGCUCCGGGGCAGAGUGGGUCUCCUGGAUCUGCAGGCCCAGUGAUGCAGCAGAUGUCUCGCCGCGGCUCCAUUAACAGCAUCUCAUCUGUCACCUCUGUGUUGGAGGAGAAAGACGACGACCGAGUACGCUGUUGCCAUCAUUGCAUGGAUGCACUUCUUCGGUAUCAGCACAAACUGGAGGAGAAAGACCACGUGCCUGAUAUCGUCAAACUCUAUGAGAGGUUAAGGACAUGUAUGGAGAAAGUUGAAGCUAAGGCUCCAGAGUACACACACAUGGCACAGUCUCUCAAUGCUGGGGAGACGACCUGUAGUCUGGAGAGUGCUGCUGCACUAAGGAUGGAGAUACAGAAGUACUAUGAGCUCAUUGAUCUUCUGAGUAAGAAGAUACUCGCACUCGGACUAAAAGACGAGGUCCAGCCUCACCCCAAAGCCCUGCAGCUGCAAAGGAUGGUGCGCUACACAGCUACACUUUUUAUACAGGAGAAACUGUUGGGACUGACGUCGCUCCCCACCAAGGAGAAGUAUGAGGAGCUUAAAGAGAAGAGAAGAGAGGAGCAGGAGAAAAGAGCGCAGCAGGAGAGACAGGCUGGCCUGGAGGCACAAAAACGGCAUUUGGAAAGUGAAAAUAACCUCGGUGCACGCGAGGAUGUUCCAGGUCCACGCAUGAGGAAAGCCGGUGGCUGGCUGCCACAAUCAGACACUCUACAUACUCGCUCUGAGCUGGACGACCCUCUCCUGCAGCAGAUCAAAAACAUAGAGUCGUUCAUACGGCAGGCGCGCUCCGCAAACCGCACCGAUGAAGUGGCCAUGCUGGAGGAGAACCUGCGGCAGCUGCAGGACGAGUUUGACGCCCAGCAGACCAGUCGAGCCAUCCAGCUUUCACAGAGGUUGGCUGAGGAGACCGACAUGCAGCAGAGACAAUUUGAUCAUCUGCAUCAGAGAGAGCUUGAGAACAGAACCCAAUCAAAACUGUCCUCCUUGGAUUUUAGAGACCGAGAAAAUGUUUGGAAAAGAGAAGAGGCGGAAGGUGACUUGGGAGAAGAUCUGAUUGAGAGCCCUGGGUCUUCAUCACAUCUAUUAGGAAACUCUCCUCCCUUAGACAGGCAAAGAGAUAAACAUACACCGACUCCACCUAACAGAAACCCCUUUGACGAGGAGCUUUUCUCUCCUGCUGAGGAAGAACCCAUUAACUCUCAGACGGUCAAUGGAAAGAAAGAGUACAACCCGUUUGAGGAAGAAACAGAUGAAACGGAUGAUCCAGAUACAGCUAAAGUGAAGUCACCUAGAAAUCCUUUUGAAGAUGAUGAUUAUGAAGAUGGAGGUAACCCUUUCAAAGAGGUUUCCAAUGAGAUUCCAGCUGCCUCAACCAAUCCGUUUGAUGAAGAGGAUGAUGAGGAUGGCUCCGCAGUCGAUGACGGGAUUGAGGAAGAGCUACUUCUACAACAGAUCGAUAACAUCCGGGCAUAUAUCUUUGACGCCAAGCUAAGUGGACGUUCUGACGAAGUGGAGCUUUUGUCUGAGAACCUAAAGGAGCUGCAGAAAACACUACAAGAGCAGAAAAGAAAAAAGUAGUGUCCGUCACAAGUUUUCAGUCACAGAUUAACAGUGUAAGAUACUGAUGCACUAGACAAAAAUAUACAACUAAUUUCAAAACACGUUUCUGUGCAAGAAUGCAUAGUAGUAGGAACAGAUCAGAUCUUGAUUAGAACAACUUCAUUUCUGGAAAAAUGUGUUAAUCAUCAAAGAAAGAAAGAAAAAAAAAUAAGUCUUAGCAUUGGGUAAUAUUCAAGUAUUUUAUGUGAACAAAAUCUCAAUAUGUAGUCUCAAGUCAAAUAAAUGGGUAGAAAUAGCUGGUUAAGAUUUUCUGUUCAACAAAGUCAGUAUUUCAUGCACAUUUUGCUUUAAAAUUUUAAGAAAAUCUAAGUUUAUGUAUUGAAGUCUAGCAUGAACGCACACCUGCAGCUUUGAACUUUAUUAUUAUUAUAUUGAUCUAACAGAUAACCAGAACUUCACUAAAUAGAAACCCUCAUUUCUUUUUUCAUCCUUGAAACAUCAAAGGAAUAUUUCACUCAAGCAUAUUUCACAUUACCCGUCUUUCCUAUAUAUAUAUACACAUAUAUAUAUUUUAUUUUAUUUUUUUGGAACACAAUCUACUUAUAAGGUUUCAACUGUUUUGUCCAUACAAUUGAAGUUGAUGCUGUCAAAAACAAAUCUCUCACCAUUAUUAAUUCUUGUGUGAAUCUGAUUACUAUUGCAGAUUUCCCUAAUCAAUGUCAAAUCUCUGUAAUUUAGUCUGUAUAUAUUUGCAUUGUUUUAUACCAUUGGCACUUAAAUGAUUUAGCAAUUAUACAAACACAUCCAAUGCUAUGGAAACCAGUGUUGAAGUAACAAACGUAUGCAUAUGGUCAUAACUGCCUGCUGCUCCUCUAAAUAGCUGUGUUAAAACAGUACCAUCUGUGUGUUAAAUCUGAAUUUAGCUUGCAUGUUUCAUUAAUGUGUACCCACUUCAAUAAGACAUGAGCACAACUGAUGAGUUCAGUUUGAACUCGAGGCUUUUCAUGGACACAGUGAGAACUGACAGCUACACUGUGGCUCAAUGUAAUGCUUUUUGUAAUUGUAUUUAUGUUUCGUCAUCAGAUAAUCAUAUUGUGACUAACAACCCAUCCAUUAACUUCUGGAUAAUGUUGCGUGUUUACACCAAGAAAUAUCAGGUAUCAAAUGUAACACUAAUAAUUAAUAAAAUUCUGUGAAAAUCC